CGAGGCUACAACCAACGUACUAAUUCUGCCAAACUCCGCGCGCCAGUCUACAGCCUAGAUUUCCACCGCCUCUAGGCGCACUAAGUAUAUAGACCGAAGUUGGCACCCGAGUUGGAGAACACUCUCCUUCAUUAUGGCGGCGGAACAGCGCAAGCUGCUCGAGCAGCUGAUGGGCGACCAAUUCUCCGGCGUCUCCUCCUCGAAAACCGCAAACCUGACCCUCAACUCACCGACUGUCUGUCGAUCAUACCUUGUGGGCACCUGUCCGCACGACCUUUUUACAAACACGAAGCAAGACCUGGGUCCUUGUCCGAAAGCGCAUCCCGAGAACCUGAAAAUAGAGUACGAUGGUCUGGCAACAGCGGAGAAGGAGAAGUAUGGCUUCCAAUACGACUACGUACGGGAUAUGCAGAAAUACAUUGACGACUGCAACCGGAGGAUCGAUCAAGCCCAGCGACGUCUGGAGAAGACACCGGACGAAAUUAGGCAAACGAACAAUCUGUUGAAAACGAUAUCAGAUCUGACAAAGACGAUCAACACUGGCCUAUUGGAAGUCAAUUGCCUUGCUGAGAUGGGCUCGGUAUCUCUGGCGUGCUCCGAGUUCUAUAAAGUCCGAACGGCAAAGGUAGCCAGAGAGCAAGCCGAGCGGGAUCUCAAAGCGCUUUCAGACACGAGCGGACCGUCAGGGCACCAGAAACUUCAAGUCUGCGACGUGUGCGGAGCAUAUUUGUCGAGAUUGGACAAUGAUCGGAGACUUGCGGAUCAUUUCUACGGCAAAAUGCAUUUGGGUUACGCUCAGAUGAGACGGACUUACGAACAGUUACAGAAAGAGUUGAAGGGUCGGCCUCCGCCACAAAGGCACGAAGAGAGUAGCCCGGCUGGUCCCCGCGGCUACGAUGACGGCGGAUAUGGCGAUGGAGGCUGGGGUGGCCGCGGAGGUUAUGGUGGACGCGGUGGCGGUGGCGGUUACAGAGGAGGUGGAGGCGGGUAUGGGCGAAGAGGAGGCAGAGGCAGGUGGUAGAAUCAGGCUCAUCACAACUUGGACCCCUUGCAGCAUAGCGAUGGCGUUGUGCGCUUGGACUAUUGAUAGCUGGGUUGCGUUUUAUUGUUUUCAGUUUUCUUCGCCAACGCUUUCAUGUAUGGAUAUGC
This is a messenger RNA of Exophiala viscosa, 1149 nucleotides long. RefSeq lists its product as uncharacterized. Bases 134 to 1021 code for a protein of 295 amino acids. The record is from RefSeq and is a predicted model, not a curated record. Gene Ontology annotation, biological process: mRNA splice site recognition. Gene Ontology annotation, molecular function: mRNA binding. The transcript has a single exon. Gene Ontology annotation, cellular component: U2-type prespliceosome; U1 snRNP. Lineage: Eukaryota; Fungi; Ascomycota; Eurotiomycetes; Chaetothyriales; Herpotrichiellaceae.